AUGGAGGUCCUUGAUAUCAAGGAGCAAGCAAUUAGUGUUUCUGUCUCGGCAGCCUCUGGCUCUUCGAGUGACGAUGAAACAACUGGCCAUGUCACUCCCACUUCGACUUCAACUGAGCGUAAUGCUCAAAUUGGAACUGAUGAAUUGCUCGCCAAAAAUCAGAAAUCAGUCAUCAGCGAUCAUGAGUCCUUUUCAUUUCCAACGGUUCCACGCUCUGUGAAUGCGUUGUCACCAGACCAAGUUGUGCAACACCAUUUGUCUUCUGUCCAUGAGGUAUCUGGUGUUAAUGUACAAUCCAUCAUCCACGCCGCAUGGGCUUUGGUUGCUGGCCAAAUGACCGGCUCCCAGGAUAUCGUUUUUGGCGUUUCUAUCCUCGCCGAUGAUGUUGUCAACAGCCUCCCAUUCCGAUUGAGAUGGGCCAGGGAUCAACCUGUCAGAUCCUAUCUGUUGGCAACACAGAAAGAGGCUCUUGAAUUGUCCUCCUCUCGGGCUGGAAUUCCCGGGAAGACUUCCCAUACAGAUCCUGCAUUUCAGACGCUAGUCACAUUCGGGGAUAACUCCCAGAAUGUGUCUAUUGAAAGAAAGCCUGCUGGAAAACGCUAUGCGUUGGAACUGGAUGUACUAUCACGAGAUGGGGAGUACCUGGUUUCAGCCAGCUCUGACUCCAGGGUGAUUUCAGCUUCGCUCGUGGACAGGCUGUUGCUGCGACUCGACCACGUUGCUACACAGCUGUGUUCAUGCAGACCCCAGCAGACAAUUAAUGAGGUCGAUUUGAUGACUGAAAAAGACCUUGAGAGCAUUUGGAAUUGGAACCGGGAAGUCCCACGGACCCUGGACUGCUGUGUACACUCCAUCAUCGAAGACCAAGUGCGCGCCAAUCCCGAAGCUCCUGCAAUCUGCGCCUGGGAUGGAAAUCUCACCUAUGCUGAGCUCAACGGCCGAGCUGGUCAGGUUGCAGAGCGCCUUUCUGCUGCUGGCUUACGUCCAGGAAGCAUGGUGCCACUCUGUUUCGACAAGUCAAUGUGGGCCAAUAUCACGAUGCUUGGAGUCUUGAAGGCAGGCGGAGCACUUGUGAUGCUCGACCCUAUGUUGCCGGAACAGCGGCUGAAAAGCAUUGUUGAGCAGGUUGAGGCAGAGCUGAUUGUGUCCUCUCCUUCCAAUCAUGAGCUAAGCUCGAGAUUUUGCGAUAAGGUUGAGGUUGUGCGACCACAAGAAUUUGGCGGUCAAUACCAUGCCAGCAAAUACUCCCCCAACUUAUCCCCUUCGUCCACUGCGUACGUGCAAUUCACAUCUGGGAGUACAGGAGUCCCCAAAGGCAGCGCCAUAUCACACAAAAGCAUCUCGUCAGCCAUUCACCAUCAGUUGGGGCCACUUGGCUUCAACACUCGCUCCAGGGUGUACGACUUCUCGUCCUAUAGUUUCGAUCUCUCGAUAUACAACGCUCUCACAACUUUGGCUGCUGGUGGCUGUUUAUGUGUUCCGACAGAUUCUGGUCGGAAAGAUGACUUGACAGCAAGCGUUCUCAGCCUCAGAUCCAAUACGUUGACAUUGACGCCAUCGACUGCUCAGACAUUGGACCCGGAGGACCUCCCCGAUGUGAAGACCAUCGUAUUUGCAGGCGAGGCUCUACGUGUUCAGGAUGCCGCGCCAUGGUGGAAGCAGGCCCGAGUGGUGAACAUAUACGGACCUUCUGAAUGUACUCCCGUCAGCACAAUGAGCUUCAAUUGCCCGAGCCCUGCACAAGUGACUGAUAUCGGAGUGGGUGUUGGCAUGAACACCUGGAUUGUUGAUGCCAAUGACCACCAACGACUACUCCCGCCUGGAUGUGUCGGCGAAUUGAUACUGGAGGGUCCCCUCGUCAGUACCGGCUACUUGCGCAACGCGGAAACCAAUGCAAAGACCUACAUCGAGGAUCCUACGUGGCUUCUCCAAGGCUAUGGAGAUAGGCACCCUGGGCGUCACGCGAGAUUGUACAAGACUGGCGAUCUUGUACAAUACAACGAAAACGGAAGCAUUACCUUUGUUGCACGCAAAGAUACACAAGUCAAGAUCCGUGGGCAAAGAGUUGAGCUCGGUGAAGUUGAAACUCGAAUCCAGGAGUGCUUACCCGAGAUGCUCCAAGUAGCAGCUGAAGUCAUCACGACAAAGGAUUCAAACCCCAUGCUUGUUGCAUUUGUGCUGCAGAACAAAAGCGUUGCCCUUUCACCCGAAGCACUCAAGCUUUAUCGCGUUCCAGAGGACGCCAGGCAUAAGAUCGCGACCAAGCUGCCGCCCUAUAUGAUACCGGCGGCUUAUCUCUCUGUCGCCCAGAUGCCUGCAACAGCGUCGGGAAAGCUGGACCGAAAGCGUCUGUGUGAGAUAGGUGCGGCAUUAUCACCCGAGAAGCUUGCCGAGAUGAGCGUCGAUGUAGGGACCAAGAAGCAGCCGUCAUCGGAAGCAGAACGCCAAAUGCAGGAUAUCUGGGGCCAGGUCCUUAAGUUCAAUGAUGCGUCAUUAAUUGGCGUCGAGGAUAACUUCUUCCAACUUGGCGGCGACUCUAUCACGGCUAUGAAGAUCGUGCGCUCAUUACGGGAAGUUGGGUUGGAACUCUCGGUGGCUAGCAUUCUUCGCUUUCCCGUCUUGCAAGACAUUGCCACGCGAGUCGUGGACGCCAGCUGUGACUCUGAUGAGGCAAUCCGUCCUUUCUCUCUAUUAUCCGAGGACUGUGACAUAUCCUCGGUGCUUAGGAGUUAUCAUCUGGACCCUGGCCAAGUCCAAGAUGCCUUCCCUUGCACGGCGAUUCAGGAAGGUCUCGUCUCUCUGUCUUCGCAGCGUUCGGGUGAUUAUCUCACCCAAGCAAUUAUCAAGCUGUCGCACGGGGUUUCCAUCGAUCGGUUCUGCCACGCAUGGAGUGCAGUAGUCGAAGCCAUUCCCCUCCUGCGGACUCGGUUCGUUCAAGGUGACACGGGGCUGUUGCAAGUGGUUCUUCACGAGCAGGUCUCAUGGAAAGAGGUGGAUGAUCUACAGACCUAUCUCGAUGAGGAUAGAAAGCAACCGAUGCGUCUUGGUGAAGAGUUUACAAGACAUGCCCUGGCUAAGGAUGCCACUGGUCAAGUGGUCUAUUUUGUCCUUACAGCGCAUCAUGCACUUCACGAUGGUUGGUCUUUGGGCAUGAUCAUGGAAACACUUGACAAGGCGUACACUGGCGGAAAGGCCGACAGCUUUCCACCCUUUCAGAAGUUCAUCAAGUAUAUCCAGAAUGAAGAUGUGGAUCAAACAUCCAAUUUCUGGAAAAAGGCCCUUGACGGGUGUGAGUCUGUCUCCUUCCCAGCGCUCCCUUCAUCUGUCGAAAAGCCAAAGGCCGACGCUUUGGUUACACAUCAACUGCCCAACUCAGUCUCUAGUAUCGAUGCCACUACUUCGACAAUCAUUCGAGCUGCCUGGGCGUUAGUAGUGGGAUCCAUGGUCAAUUCUGACGAUGUCGUCUUUGGUGCUAUCGUCACUGGAAGACAUGCUGAGCUGUCUGGUAUUGAUCAGAUACCCGGCCCGACCAUCGCAACAGUCCCUAUGCGUUUCCAUAUAGACAAGAGCCAGAAAGUCACAUCGUUCUUGUCACAGUCCCAGAAGCAUACCACUGAUAUGAUCCCUCAUGAACAGAUGGGCCUGGCUCGUAUUGCCAAGUUGUCAUCCGAUUGCGAGCAGGCCUGUAAGUUCCAGACUCUGCUAGUCAUCCAGCCGGAAGAUACUGGCAUCUGGACCAACAGUGUGGGACAGCUACGAGAAGAGAAUGCAAUGCAGUGGUCCAGCUCCUACGGAUUGGUUCUUGAGGUCCGGCUUGGGCACCCGAAAAGCACAGUCACAGCUAGCUUUGACUCUCGGCUUAUCGACCGUUCGGCUGUUGCGGGUCUUUUGAGCGGUCUAGAGCUUGUCAUUGAUCAAAUUGCCUCGGCAGAUUUGGAAUCUGUCAUGACUGUCAAAGAUAUCAACGUGCUUACGCCUGAUGAUCUCAAUACUAUCAUGAGCUGGAACAAAGUGGUCCCUGAGACGAUCAACAUGUGUAUACACGAGGUGGUACACCAGAGAGCCGUUGAAAGCCCCGAGCAACCAGCUGUUUCUGCCUGGAAUGGGGACUUGAAAUACGGCGAGCUGGAUAUUUUGUCAACCAAGCUGGCCAGCCACCUCAGACGUAUUGGCGUUGGGAAAGAUACUAUCGUGCCUUUAUGCUUCGAGAAAUCCAUGUGGACUCCUGUAGCUAUGCUGGCUGUGUUGAAAGCAGGUGGGGCCUUCUUACUUCUCGACCCUUCAUUGCCCCUUGCGCGCUUGGAGGUUAUGGUUAGGCAUGUCGAUACUACGCUUAUACUGGCGACUGAUACAUGCGCCAACCUGGCCUCCAGUCUGAUUGGAAGCGUCGUAAUUGUUGGCACAACACUCUUCUCAACAUUCGACCAUUCAUCAGAUGACAGUCAGUUUUGCUCUGAUUCUUCUUCCAACGCCUAUAUCAUUUUUACAUCUGGUAGCACUGGCAAUCCCAAAGGCGUCGUUAUUACGCAUAGCAACGUUGUCUCAGCCGUUACCCAGCACAGCAAGGCCUUUGAAUAUGAGAAGUCCUCCAGGAUCUAUGACUUUUCGUCUUACAGUUUUGGAGCCUCACUCAACAACAUGUUUUGCGCACUCACCUCUGGAGCGUGUCUAUGCAUCCCCAACGACGAUGAGCGGAAGAGCAACCUCGCCGGAAGUCUCACAUCCCUUAGAGCGACCAAUGUUCUCCUCACUCCCUCGAUGGCUGAGCAUCUAUCGCCCGAGAGCGUACCAACUCUGAGAUCUCUGAUCCUUGGUGGCGAGGCAGUUCGAGCCCAGGAUGGCAAUCAAUGGCUGGGACAUGUCACGUUGCGUACUGCAUACGGGCAAAGUGAAACUACAACCGUCGCCACAGUCAACCCCCAUCCUGCGACCCCCGAGCAAGCCAUGUCUAUCGGCAAAGGCGUCGGGCUGGUGACUUGGGUGGUAGAUCCCGAGAACCACGAGAACCUCCUACCUCUAGGUUCUAUUGGCGAACUGCUUCUUGAAGGCCCUGCGGUUGGGCAUGGCUACUUCAAAGAUCCGAAAAAGACUGCCGAGGUCUACAUCAGCGAUCCGCACUGGCUUAUCAGGGCUGGAAGGCGUGGACGUCUUUACAAGACAGGCGAUCUGGUCCGUUAUAAUGACGAUGGAUCUCUGGCAUAUCUAGGACGAAAAGACAGCCAGGUAAAAAUCCGUGGUCAGCGCAUCGAGCUUGGAGAUGUCGAAUACUGGGUCCGCGAGUUUAUGAUAGAGGCAGACCAGGUCGUCGUGGAGGCCGUCACGCCAAAGGGACCUGGAGGUCGCCCAACUCUUGCAGCUUUCAUCAAGGUCAACAACGCUGAAAGCCUAUUCGAACAAGGCGAUGUAGCUCCCGCGAAGCUGAUCCGUAUUGAUGCUGAGGUGGAGAAGAUGCUCAGGCGUCAACUACCGAGCUACAUGGUACCGACUAUCUUUAUCGCCAUGAAAUCACUCCCCAUGACACCCACCGGCAAGAUGAACCGCAGAGAGCUGCGGAUCAUUGGUGGUGGAAUUUCAGCAGAAGAGGUCAGAUCAAUCCAGCUGGCAAACAACGGCCUCAAACGUCAGCCAGUGACCGACAAAGAACAUCAGAUGCAGCGGGCUUGGUCACAGGUGCUUGGCAUUGAGCAGCGGCGUGUUGAUCUGAACGCAAACUUCUUCCAGAUAGGUGGUAAUUCUAUUGUCGCUAUGCGGGUGGUUGGCGCGGCUCGCAAGUUGGGACUUGGUAUCACUGUUGCGGAGAUUUUCCAACAUCACACACUCAGGCUCGUGGCUGAGAAGAGUCGCUACACGUCCAAUAGUAAAGUAUCGAUCCGGCCACUUGCAUUAGUUGGCAACAACUUGGAUGCAAGCGAAGUGCGGUGCCUUAUCUCCCAGGCCUGCCGAGUUGAUCCUGAGAUGAUUGAGGAUGCAUAUCCUUGCACGCCGCUGCAAGAGGGCCUGUUCUCGUUGGCGUCGAAAAGGCCUGGCGACUACAUAAUGCAGGCUGUUUUAGAACUAUCACCCAAGGUGGAUAUCACCAUGUUUCGUAAAGCUUGGGAGUCAGCUAUACGUGCUGCUGCAGUUUUACGCACGAGGAUUGUUCACGACCAGAAACUCGAUCUUGUACAGGUGGUUUUGAAUGAAAAGCCAGAAUGGCAUGAAACAACUGGCCUAGAUGACUACAUGCAAGCUGACAGGGCAGCUCACAUGGCUCUCUCAACCCCUCUCAGUCGUUUUGCGCUGGUCAAGAAUGACGAGGGCCACGUCCAGUGGUUCGUUCUCUCCAUGCAUCAUGCCCUCUAUGACGGAUGGUCUCUUUCUCUUAUCCUGGACAUGGUGCGCGAUGCCUAUUCUGGUACAGAUUUAGAGGAGGCUGCCUUUCAACCUUUUAUCAACUAUGUUUUGCAGCAAGUUGACGACGUCAAGACAAGCCAAUACUGGCAGGCCGAGCUCGACGGGUGUGAGUUCGCACCAUACCCUGCUUUGCCAGCUUCUAUCAGCCAACCUGUCUCCGAUACUGUUAUCCAACAUCUUGUAUCGCGACCAAAGGAUUCAUAUCUCGACGUGACACCUGCGAUUUUGGCUCGUGCAGCAUGGGCAAUAGUCACGAGCCGUGUGACCAAUGCUGAAGACGUUGUUUUCGGAGUUACCACGUCCGGCCGCAACGCACCAGUGAUGAACAUUGACAAGAUGCCUGCGCCUGCGUUCGCCACAGUUCCCGUCAGAAUCCAAACAUCUAUCGGCCAAAGGGUUUCUGACUACCUUGAGGCUGUUCAGCAACAGGCCAUCACUAUGAUCCCCUUCGAACAACUAGGCCUGCACCGUAUCGCCAAGAUAUCUGCUGAUGCACAGCAAGCCUGCAGUUUUCAAACAUUAUUUCUGGUCCAGCAACAGACCACUGAAACCUUUGGCGAAUCUGAUCUUGGACGCUGGCAGAACCGUGACCAGCAGGAGUUCUUCAACCCGUAUGCUCUCACUGUUGAGGUGAAUCUGCUUGAGACUGGACAUCUGUCGUUGAAGGCCACCUUUGACUCGAGAAUAACAUCUCGCUGGAGGGUGGAAAAACUACUUCAGCGGUUCGACUUUGUUGUUCAACAAAUUGAAAAGACAAGGCCAAGACAGACGCUUGGCGAUAUCUCGACAAUGACUGAAGCAGACCUUCAGCAGAUUUGGACUUGGAACCAAGCAGUCCCUGGCCCAGCUGCCGAUAUUUGCCUCCAUCAAUUCAUUGAGCAACAGGCUGAGGCGAAUCCGGAGAGGAGUGCUGAUUCUGUCAAGGAUGCCGCCCACGUCUGCAAGGGCGCCGGUAUCAACACCUGGGUAGUAGACCCCACCAACGCCAAUAUCCUGUUGCCGCCUGGUUCAAUCGGCGAGCUUCUUCUAGAGGGCCCUGUUGUUGGUCUUGAGUAUGUGAACUACCCAGAGAGUACUACCGGGUCAUUCAUCCAUGAUCCUACUUGGCUUGUCCGGGGAAUGUCAGUUCAAUACGACGAGCACGGCAAUCUUGACUUCCUUGGCCACAAGGACUCUCAAGUCAAGUCCCGCGGUUUGCCCCAUUGGCGGCAACAGAGAGGCACCGGCUCAUCUUUCCAUACUCAGACCCAGGAUGAGGAGUUUGCCCAAGCAGCCAUUCCUAAGCGUCAACCAGAGACUCCUCUGGAGCGACAACUGCAACAGAUCUGGGCGCGGGUUCUAGAUCUAGAUCCCGGCACUAUUGGUCUAGACGACUCCUUCUUCCACCUGGGUGGUGACUCGGUUGCCGCCAUCAAAGUCACCAGCGAAGCUCGCAAGGAUGACGUUAACAUCACAGUCGCAGAGCUCUUCCAAUAUCCUACGCUUGGCGAAGCUGCGGGCCAACUGGCGAGUCAAAGUAGUGAGCCAGUUGAGAGGAUCGCCCCAUUCGCUCUCCUCGGUGCAAACGUUGAUGUGAAGAAACUUGCCUCUGAAUUAGCCAGCCAGAUGCACUCCAGCGUGGACAUUGUUCAGGAUGCAUACCAGUGCACACCAUUGCAAGUUGGCCUUUUGUCACUUUCAUACAAAAGACAGGGUGGUUACGUUAUGCAGGCCACCAUAGAACUUGACCCAGGGUGCGAUAUCGCGAGAUUCAAGCGGGCGUGGGAGACUACAGUCCAGGCAACACCAGUUUUGAGAACGCGAAUUUUUCAUUCUGAGUCAGCUGGAUUGGUGCAGGCUGUUCUGAACGAAAGCAUUUGUUGGAAUGAAUCGUCCGAAUCUUUGGAUGCAUAUCUGCAACAGGACCGAGACUCAUCUAUGGACAUUGGCGAACCUCUUACUCGCUAUUGCAUGAUUCACGACGGUUCGGACAAGCCCAAGUAUUUUGUGUGGACGAUGCAUCAUGCCCUUUACGACGGAUGGUCAAUGAAGCUAAUCAUGGAGGCUAUCAACCGGGCGUUCCGUGGCGAACAAAGUACUACUGAAUGGCCCCAAUUUCAGCAAUUCAUCAAGCAUCUGCAAGACCAAGAUGACGAGGCCUUAGAACGCUACUGGAGAGAGUCACUGGAAGGGUUCGAUUCUGCGCCCUAUCCUGAGGUCCCCAAAUCUCUUACUGAACAGCCAGUUGCGGAUUCAAGUAUUCAGCACUCCUUCAUCUACUCACAAAGCAAAGAGUCUGGCAUUAUGCCAGCAACUCUCGCCCGCGCAGCCUGGGCUCUUGUCGCUGGAAGCGCGAGCAAUUUGAGUGAUGUUGUGUUUGGCGUCACUCUGUCCGGUCGAAAUGCGCCCAUCAGUGGCAUCGUCAACAUGCCUGGCCCUACUAUUACGACUGUCCCCGUUCGUAUUGAUACUUCGAGUGGACAGACAGUAUCAUCGUACCUACAAAAGGCCCAAGUCCAGGCUACCACCAUGAUUAGCUAUGAGCAGUAUGGACUACAGCGUAUCGCCAAGGUGUCUUCUGAUGCCCAGCGCGCGACGCAAUUCCAGACCUUGCUGGUCGUUCAGCCAGCUGGCGAUGAGGACUUCAUGAUCGACGAAUCAAUGGGUAAAUUUUGCGAUAAUGCAAACCAAGAAAACUGGUUCAACACUCAGCCUUUGUUGAUUGAGGUCACGUUGGGCAAAGACAAGAUCACAGCCUCAGCCAACUUCGACUCCGAUGUCAUUCCGUCGUGGCUGAUCAAGCGACUGCUUCAAAGACUUGAGAUUGUUAUGCAGCAGCUAGAUUCUGCUGGACCUGGCACUAUUCUUGACCAGAUCGAUAGUGUCGAGCUUAGCGAAGCUGAACGUGUUGGAAUGUCGGGCAACACGCAUCAAGAGCCUCUGCCUUCUUUCCCUGUCCAGGACCAGACUCAAGAGGAUGUCCCCAAGAGACAGCCAGUCACUGAAGUAGAGCGCGAACUUCAUGCUAUAUGGUCCCAGGUUCUCAGCAUUGACCCAUCUGACAUUGGUCUUGACGAUAGUCUAUUCCACUUAGGGGGUGAUUCCGUUUCAGCCAUGAUGAUUGUGCAACAAGCCCGGAAGAUUGGCGUCAAACUUACCGUCUCGGAUAUCUUCCGGCAUCCCACGCUCCAGGAUGUAGCCGCCUCAUCAAUCCAGGAAAGGGGGACUGACAAGCACACCGAGUCACUUGAGCCCUUUGCACUGAUCGGUGGCGAGAAACUAUCUUUCCUUCGCGACAUCUCGGCGCGGUAUGACAUCGAUGAGAGUACUAUCCAAAACGCGUAUCCAUGCACUCCACUACAAGAAGGUCUCAUCUCACUGACAUCCAAGCGCCCUGGCGCUUAUGUCAUGCAAAACAUUAUCAAGCUCAACACCAAGAUUGACCGUUUCCGCCAGGCUUGGGAGGACGUUGUCGCUAAUCUUCCUAUCUUGCGGACUAUGAUUGUUCAACAUCACAGCCUUGGUCUACUGCAAGUAGUUUCCAACACAGUGGGUGAAUGGAGCGAGGCAGACAAUUUGGAUGCAUAUAUCAAGGCAGACCGGGCAAGGUCUAUGGAUAUCGGCUGUCCUCUUUCUCGUCAUGCCAUCGUUCAAGAUGGAGCACGUGGAGACUACUUCGUAUGGACGAUACACCAUGCUCUCUAUGAUGGUUGGACCAUAAAACUCAUGAUACAAGCUCUUGAGGCUGCCCUCCGAAACGAAGUAUCUGCAAAAUGGCCGUCCUAUCAGCCAUUCAUCAAUUACAUCCGAACACAAGAUGUUCCAGCACAGACUCAGUAUUGGGAACAGGCAUUCAUGGACUACGACAGCUCCCCGUUUCCAUCUUUGCCUCCUACUAUCGAGCAGCCAACCGUUGACUCAGUCAUUGAAUACCAGUUUCCAAACCCUGGGGACCAAAGCACCAAGAUGGGAGUUACGACUUCCAUACUAAUCCGAGCCGCCUGGGCUCUGGUUGCUGGCCACACCAGUCUGUCUGAUGAUGUUGUCUUCGGUGUGACCCUUUCCGGGCGCAAUGCACCUAUCUCUGACAUCGACAACAUGCCAGCUCCUACCAUCGCGACCGUUCCCGUGAGGGUGAACACAACCAAGACUCAAAAAGUCACCACUUACUUAGAGUCUGUACAAGAUCAGGCCACGAUCCAGAUUCCAUUCGAGCACACGGGCUUGCAUCGGAUUUCCAAGGUUUCCUCCGAGUGUCAACAAGCAUGCACAUUCCAGACCCUACUUCUUGUACAUCCUCAGGGCACGACUGACAUGGAUCUGACGUUUGGUUCGUGGCUGGAUACCGAGCAGGAGGCCGAUUUCGCGUCAUAUUCCAUCAUGGUUGAGCUCUUCCUCGGCAAGGACAGCAUCAGUGGCAAAGUCAGUUUUGACUCUAGGGUGAUUGCGUCGUGGCAGGUCCAGAAUCUACUUGAGAGGCUUGAAUCAACUCUAGCGCAAUUGUCCAACGCCAAUGCUGAGACUACCCUCAACGACAUAAGCGCUAUGACGCCGCAAGAUCUUGAUUUCAUCUGGGAGCGCAACGGUAGCCCUCCGGUAACAGCUAAACGUUCUGUCCACGACAUGAUCCAAGAUGUCGUUGAAGUCCACCCCACAGCUCAGGCUACCCACGCCGGGGCAGGUACAUUAACCUGGAUCGUCCACCCUGAUGAUCCUAAUAUCCUUUUACCGCCCGGCGUUGUUGGUGAGCUUCUUCUCGAGGGUCCUCUUACAGAGCAGGGUUACCUUAACGACAAGGACAAGACAGUAGGGUACUUUAUUGAAAGUCCAACAUGGCUGCUUCAGGGUGCUCCUAAUGUUGCGGGUCGCCAAAGCAGACUAUACAAGACUGGAGACUUGGUUCAGUACAAUCAAGACGGAAGUCUGAUACAUCUCGGCCGUAAAGACACACAGGUCAAGAUUCGUGGACAGCGGAUAGAGCUCGGCGAAGUCGAACACUGCCUGACAAAGUCAGUGUCCAGCAUCGAACAAGUUAUUGUCGAAGCGAUCAAGCCCAAGGAUGGGAAGGGGAAGACUAUAUUGGCCGCCUUUAUUGUUAGAGACAGCCGCGGGAGCAAGACUGAGUCGGAAGAUGACUUAUUACUCAGUCUUGAGGAUCUGGAUCCGUCUGUGAUGGAGGUCCUUAAGAGCCAACUCCCAGCUACCAUGAUUCCGUCUGUCUUCUUUUCCAUGCCAAGAUUGCCGCAAACUGCUACCGGAAAGACCAACAGAAAGAUCCUUCGCGAUCUCGGGGCCAAUUACUCACUGCAGCAAUUGACAGGAACCAAGUCAUCCGACGUUUCCAAGAUUGAGCCAACAACACCCGAGCAGAAGCGGAUGCUGGACAUCUGGGCUGCCGUCCUGGAACUUGAUUCUUCCAUGAUUGGUAUUGACGAUGAUUUCCUUCAUCUUGGUGGUGACUCAAUUGCUGCCAUGAAGGUUGCAGGAGAAGCUCGACAGGUUGGUCUCCAACUUUCAGUCGCAGACAUAUUCCGAACACCUACGAUUAGAGCUCUGGCUCUUCACACAUCGUUAGCACCCAAGGAAGCCUCGCAUGCGAUAACUCUUUUGCCUCACUCAGGCCCUGUGGAACUGUCAUUUGCCCAGGGACGUCUGUGGUUCUUGGAGCAGCUGUAUCCGGGUCUCACAUGGUACCUUAUGCCUAUCGUAAUUAGAUUCCGUGGUGCGCUUCAACUGGAUGCCCUUGAGGAAUCGCUUCAGGUCAUCGAGAGCCGCCACGACUCUCUUCGGUCCACCUUCCUUACUCGCAACAAUGUCCAUUACCAGAAAGUCCACCAAUUUGUUCCUAAGAAGCUGUCCAUCGUCGACAUCAGAUCGGCCGAUGAAAGCUCGUUGUCCGAAGCAUUGAAAAAAGACCAAGCCACUACGUUUGAUCUCACUCGCGAGGCGGGCUGGCGGGUAACUGUCUUCAGGCUAGGCGAAAAGCAUCACGUUCUGUCUGUUGUGAUGCACCACAUCAAUAGUGACGGUUGGUCUAUUCAAGUGUUCCGCAAGGAGUUAUCCCAGAUUUACUCUGCUGCGGUCAAGGGGCACCAACUUCAAACACAGCUUCCGCCUCUUCGGGUCCAAUACCGUGAUUACUCUGCCUGGCAAAAACAGAAACUCAUUAAUGGCGGUUAUGAGAGGCAGCUCGAUUAUUGGACUGGCAAGCUUCAGACGAGUCGUCCGGUGGAGUUCCUGACGGACAAGCCGAGGCCCCAGACACUGUCUGGAAUGGCAGGAGAGCAUGAGUUCAUGAUCAAGGGUAACAUGCUGAAUCGAAUCCAGGCCUUGUGUAAGGAGUAUGCAGUGACUCCCUUCGUUAUCCUUCUUGCUGCCUUCCGAGCCACACAUUAUCGCAUGACAGGAGUUGAAGACGCUGCUAUGGGAACUCCGAAUGCCAACAGAGACGACGCCGAUUUGAAAGACAUGAUUGGUUUCUUCGUAAACAUGCUGUGCUUUCGCCUCACUGUGGAAGACGACUCUUUCGAAAGUCUUAUACGCCAGGUCCAGCAACAGACCGUGGAGUCGUUUGACAACCAGGACAUUCCGUUUGAGCAGAUCGUUUCCAAGCUAAAUCGAGAGCGAGAUCUAUCUCGUCACCCAAUUGUACAGGUAGUCUUCGCUUACCAUACUCGAGGAACCUUGGACACGUUUGACUUGGAGGGUGUUGAUUCGGAGUUGUUGGAGCUUGUACCAACCACGCGGUUCGAUCUCGAGUUGCACUUCUUUGAGGAGGCGGAUUCACUCAAGGGUGCUUUUGUCUACUCAGCAGACCUUUACACUUCUGCAACCAUUACUAAUUUGUUGAGUGUAUUUAUGGCUGUGUUGGAGGGUGCAUUGAGUGAACCUCGGUCCAAGAUAGCCACCCUACCACUGCUGACUGCUGAAGGCUAUACUGAGCUCAAGUCCAUGGGAUUAAUUCAGAUUCAUCGAACAGACUAUCCCCGAGAUAUGAGUAUCGUUGAUAUCUUCCAGCAGCAGGCGACUGCGCACCCUGACAGGGUCGCCGUCAAGGAUUCCAUUUCACAAAUCACAUUUGCCACUUUGAAUGAAAAGUCCGACUUGGUUGCUCAGUAUUUGAGAGCACAAAGCUUUUCCACCGAGACAGUCAUUCCCGUCAUUGCCAAGAGGAGCGUUGAGACAAUUAUUUCGUUUCUGGGCAUUCUCAAGGCCAACAUGGCCUACCUCCCACUUGAUCCAAAUGCUCCAAUUGAGCGCACAAAGCUGGUUCUUUCCUCUAUUCAAGGCCCUACGAUCAUCUUGCUGGGAAAUAGCGUUCGCUCAGCCGAUAUUCAAGACACGAAAUCGAUAUCCAUACAGUCUGUUUUAGAAGAUAGAGUCCAGCCAUCAUUCUUCCAGAGGCUUCGCACGCACACGAAACCUUCGGCUUCGAGCCUUGCGUACGUCCUAUACACAUCAGGAUCUACUGGAAAGCCCAAAGGUGUUAUGGUAGAACACCGAUCCAUUCUUAGGUUGGUCAUGCAGAGCAAUUGUACCCAAUAUCUCACGGGAAAUGGCGCUAUUGCUCACAUGGCCAACACCAUAUUUGAUGCAUCAACGUUGGAGAUCUAUAUGGCUCUUUUGAACGGGCUCACUCUAGUAUGCCUCGACCAUGAACUCGUCUUGGAUCAUACAGCCCUACAGAAAGCGUUCUCAGAGGAAAGAAUUGGUGCUGCCUUCUUUACGCCGGCGCAUCUGAAGCAGAUCCUUGCCGACAGCCCUAUGACUCUCAGCCAACUGGAAACACUUAUGGUUGGCGGUGAUCGCUUCGACACUGAUGACUGUAUCCAGGCACGGAGGGUGGUUAAAGGCCAUAUCAUCAACGGCUACGGGCCAACCGAGAACACCAUCUUCAGUACUAUGUACCAUGUCGAAGAAGGGGACUCAUGGGCCAACGGACUCCCAAUUGGUCGCGCUAUCAGCAAUUCAGGAGCAUACAUCAUGGACUCGCAGUUGAAUCUGCUGCCAUUAGGUGUUGUUGGAGAACUGGUAGUCACAGGCGACGGCUUAGCAAGAGGUUAUACCGAGUCCCAGCUAAACACGGACCGAUUUGUGACGGUGAAUGUUGACGGCGAGCAAUUGAGAGCUUAUCGCACUGGCGAUCUGGCACGCUUCAGACCGGUUGAUGGCCUGAUUGAGUUCUUUGGGCGCGCUGAUGCUCAAGUUAAGAUUCGAGGCCAUCGUGUGGAGCUUGGCGAAAUCGAACAUAUCCUUCUUGGUCAUGGCUCAGUAACCGACGCAGUGGCAUUGAUUUAUCAAGGAGACGGGCAACAGCCUCAACUUUACGCUUUUGCCGCAGUUCCGAGCCCGAUGGUAAAUGAAAGGAUGGAGGCCGAUAACACAAGCCACGUGAAGGGGGGAGAGGAGGAAAAGGACGAAGAAGCAAAGCACAGGCAGAGAGUUCGAGAGGAGCUGGAGGCAAGGCUCCUCGAUCACCUCCCAGCAUACAUGAUUCCAAAGGUGAUCACCAUUCUCGAUAAAAUGCCUGUUAACGCAAAUGGCAAAGUCGACCGCAAAGCCCUGGUUGAAACUCUGCGCACGCGGACAGCUCCAGUUCGAGAGGUUCGCGAGCCCAACACAAAGACCGAGGAGAAAUUGCAGGGAAUCUGGGCUCAAGUGCUCAACAUUUCAUCAGAUGGGAUCGGAUUGGACGACAGCUUUUUCCAGCUUGGUGGCGACUCCAUCACAGCAAUGAAGGUCGUCAAUGAAGCUCGUAAACUAGGCAUUGAUCUGGAUGUUUCGGACAUGUUCCGCAGCGACAACCUCGAAGACCUUGCAUCACAGGCCUUGCAGCAUGUUAGUGAAGCUGAAAAAGAUGAGGAGCCAGUCAUUCUUGUGGAUAAGGCCACCAAAUCUGCUCUGCUUCGAGAGAUUGACACGUCCGGCACUAGCAUCCGGUCAGAUCAAGUGGCAAACAUUUUACCUCUUACCAGUAUGCAAAAGAGAUACAUCAAAGAUGGAUACACCAAUGGCCUGUUUGUCCAUUAUUUCUUCCUGGACUUCAGUCUUGAUCUGGACAUCGAGCGUCUCAAAGCUAGCCUACAACAGCUUCUCCAGUCCAUACCUAUCUUACGAGCUGCAUUUUUGGAGCUUCAGGGGAAAUACUGGCAAGUUAUACCCGAGGUCCUCGAUUUGCCAUGGGUUGUUCGGGAUGUGGAAGAGUCACUGACAGAGGCGUUGGGCGAUUUCUGCCGCGCUGACAUCAAGAAAGUCUCAUUUGUCGAGCCGCCGGCCUCGUUCACGCUGCUGAGGAAUAAAACUGAGGGCUUGAGGCUGGUCAUUCGUUUUUCGCAUGCACAAUACGAUGGUUCCAGUUUCCCAGCGAUACUCAAGCCACUCAUCGAUGGCUACUUUGGAAGGCCCACGACAACAGGUCUAGAUUAUUCAGCCUUCUUGGCUUACAUUGUGCGCCGUCGCCCUGCAUCAAUUACCUAUUGGAAAGAUCUCCUGCUGGGAUCGUCUCUCACGACGCUACAGCCGCAUGUAUCCACUGGUACUCAAGUUCUCAAGCCUGCUCUUAUUUCCGUCCACUCAGAAGUCACUUUGCCUUCCCUCCCCAGCAAAUUCACGACAGCAACCCUUGCUAGCGCAGCGUGGGCCCUGCUUCUUGCACAAACCACAGGUGGAAAGGAUAUUGUAUAUGGUCAUAUCGUCACUGGGCGCAAUGCACGCAUCUGUGGACCAGAAGAGCCUGUAGGAGCAUGCUUGAAUGCCGUACCUGUCCGUGCCACCAUGUCAUCAUCACAGACGCCCCGGGAGUUACUGCGACUUCUACAAAUGCAGUUUAGCUCCAUGGGCGACGCGGAUUCGCUAGGUUACGAUGAUAUCAUUGAGAACUGCACGGACUGGCCAGCAGGAACUCAGUUUGAGUCUCUCAUUCAUCACGCCAACAUCAACGAGCACCCAGAGUUUGAGUUUGGCGGGGACAAAGUCAAGUUAGAGUUUUUCCAUACCUCCGAGCUAAUGUCGCAGCACAUCAUGCUCAUGUCAUAUCCUGUUGGCAACCGCUUGCAGUUCAAUAUGAUGGCCAACACAAGUAUCAUGAGCGUGGAGCUUGCACAGACCCUGGUUAACAGACUUUGCACGAUUGUAUCGAAAAUGGGAGAGGCUCUUGAUGAGCCGGUUUUUGAAUGGCUGGAUGAACUACGAUUCAGUGUAUAG
Molecule: messenger RNA, 16575 nt
Organism: Fusarium sp. VM40
Lineage: Eukaryota; Fungi; Ascomycota; Sordariomycetes; Hypocreales; Nectriaceae
Source: the annotation of a GenBank genome assembly